Molecule: messenger RNA, 1952 nt
Organism: Salpingoeca rosetta
Lineage: Eukaryota; Choanoflagellata; Craspedida; Salpingoecidae
Exons: 9
Coding region: 48-1952 (634 amino acids)
Biological process (GO): carbohydrate metabolic process
Molecular function (GO): hydrolase activity, hydrolyzing O-glycosyl compounds
Source: RefSeq, a predicted model, not a curated record
CGUGCUUGAGGGUGAGUGCGUUACUGUUUACGUGACUGGCUGCCAGGAUGGCUCGGACAGGAAGUACGAAGAAAAUGACAGCAGGUCUCAAGCACUUUGACGCGUACUCGGUCGAGACAAACCGCAUGGCAUUCAACGGGAACAUCUCCACCUUUGAUCUCUGGGACACCGAGGCACGGACGCUCGCUGCCAUGUGCUCGUACGCCAGCAUCAACGGCGUGUCAUCGUGUGCGAACGCCAUGCUGCUCAACGACGUCCACGCCCGCGACCCCGUCGACGCCGUUGCAAAGACGCUGAACGGUGGCGCGGACAUGGAGCUCGGGGAGACAUGCUUCAGGACAAGCGGCUACUUGGAGCAGGCUGUGAAGCACAACCACACGACAGUCGACACGGUGCACAACAACACCGCAUCGAUGAGUGCACGGCCUGUGGGCCCAACCCUCACCUCCAGUAACGGCCGCUGUAUCAGCGAGUGCCCCGAUGGCGGGCAUGAGCUCGGCCAACGGGUGUGCCGAAUGCCACUCCACGCGUGUUCCAAUCGUGCAUUGCCCAUUUGCCCUCUCGACUGGCUACUACGCCAAGGACCACCGCUGCGUGUCAUGCACCACGUGUGGCAUGGGCAUCUGGGCCUCCAUGCUCCGCGUCCUCUGACGCCGUCUGCUCUCCCCCUGGACCGAGUGCAAGCCAGGCCCAGAAGGAGUUCGUCUGUCUCUGGCAACGCCUACCAGCCGCUGCCGGACCGCGCCUCGUGCUUCCCCACCAGCGUUUGCGAGGAGCCCUUCAUCGAGACCAUCCCGCCCACGCUCACCAUGGACCGCCUGUGCUCCUGCGACACGCGCACCUGCAACAACCUCAUCACGCAGCUGUUUGAGGAGAUUGUGUGCGCUGAGCCCACGGACGAGCAGCUCGACGUUGUACUGGACGUGUGCUGCUCCGGCCAGGGCGAGGAUGGCAUCCGCGACACCAUUUGCCAGAUGGACGCCUACGAGGCACGCCGCUGCUGCCCAGGCUGCACAGACACGUGCGAGUGCAGCGCUGGCUUCAUCCUUGUCUACGACGCCGAUCCAGCCGACUGUCGGCCGUGCGACAGCGUGACGGAGUUCUCCCCAUCCAUUGGCGGCAGCAAGUGCGAGCGCGGCCAGGCGGAGGUUUCCGCGCCAACCUACUGCUCCUCGGACCGCGUGUGCCGCGACUGCCGGGCCGGCCCCAUCGACUCGGACAGUGACGGCUCCACGGGUUGCCAGAUGUGCCCCCGGUGGCCACUACACGGAGGCGGGCUGCCACGGCUCCUGUUCCAGCUUCACCUGCCACGCCAGCACCCACGACCACCACGACAGCGACCCUGCCACCCCGUGCAACGACGUCACAGAGUGCGCGGCGGGUUUGAGGAGGUGCAGGGCGUGACCCACCUCAUCAGCGACCGUGUCUGCUACGAGUACCUGGAGGGCACGUACAAGGCCGUCUCUGGCCAGCCAGGGCGUGCCCUGUCUCCUCGUCACCACGUGCGCCGCCGGCGAGGGCGCGGCGGGUUUGAGGAGGUGCAGGGCGUGACCCACCUCAUCAGCGACCGUGUCUGCUACGAGUACCUGGAGGGCACCCAGUGCGAGGUUGGCGCCGCCUUCAAGCCCGUCGAUGGCCAGGCCGAGUCGUGCCGCCCCGUCACGCGGUGCGAUGAGGAUAAGGAAGAGAUUCGCGAGCCCACGCGCCAGCACGACCGCCUCUGCCACAAGUGCGUCCAGGACACGUGCGUGGGCGUGUCGCGUUGCGCUGCCUGGGGGUACAUUUCCACGCAUGGCCGCCAGCAAGAGCUGCUGCACCCGAUUGCGCUCAUGCUGAACGGCACCCUGGACUGCCUGAGCAACCUGCACUUCAUCCACAUCCGGCAGCUCUUUCGUGUCCUGACCACGCUCACGUUUGACCGCCAGCGCACCGCCGCCCGCAGGCCUCAUUGA